CCCGCCGCGCCUGCAGCGGACUUCCUGCCCGGCCCGGGCCGGCCCGUGCGCCGCUCUCCGCGUCCCUCUCCGCGCCCGCCCCGAAGCCGCGAGCACCCAGCGCGCGGGACGAGCCCGAGCGUCCCGCCGCCCGCGCCUCUGCUGCUGCGGGUCUCGCGGCCUCCUCCUUCUCCGCCCCGCGGGCGGCAUCCCGGCCCCGUCCAGCGGCUGCUCGCGUCGUCGGUUUCCGAGUUCGAUUGCUUACGGAGCAGAUUCCCCCCCCCCCCAUUUUUCCUUUUACGAUUUGAAAAAGAGAAGAGAACGCACAGCAGGCUGGGACAGGGAAGAGCCACCAGCUGCCCCCACGUGGACACCAAUGAGGGGAAAGGGAGUUGGAAGCAAACUCAGUCCAGCUGGCCUUGAGGCUUCAACUUCUGCUGGACUCUGAGGCCUGGGUCAUGACUCUCACGCCGGGCAGGUGGAAGGCUUUACCUGUCCUGGGCUGGACUUGAGCUCCUGCCCGUCUUUAGCAACCAACCCCCCACCCCCUCCACCACACACACCGGACACCUGCGCUGGGCUCUGAUACCCGUCUGCGACAUGGAUAAGUAUGGGGACCUGGGCCUGGAGGCCAGUAAAUUCAUCGAGGACCUGAACAUGUACGAGGCCUCCAAGGAUGGACUCUUCCGAGUGGACAAGGGGGCAGGCAACAACCCUGAGUUUGAGGAAACGCGCCGGGUGUUUGCCACCAAAAUGGCCAAGAUCCACCUCCAGCAGCAGCAACAGCUCUUGCAGGAGGAGACCCUGCCCAGGGGGAGUCGGGGCCCAGUCAACGGUGGGGCCCCCACGGGCCCACAGGCCCGCCGGGACGCUGGUGUGAGCAGCAAGUUGACCGUGGAUGGUGCUGCCAAGCCCCCUCUCGCUGCCUCCAUGGUGGGUCCUGGGACUGUCCCCUCUGUCGCCCCCGGGCAGCCCUCAUACCCACCCCAGGAGCAGAGGGCCAGAACAUACGCCCGUGGCGCAAGUCACGGCAGCCAGGACUGCGGCUCCAAGGAGAACCUGGCAGGCUGGGAGAUGUCUGGCUUCCGCCCACUGGGCUCCUGCGAGGACCCUUCCUGCCUCACCCACGGAGACUAUUAUGACAACCUCUCCUUGGCAAGCCCAAAGUGGGCUGAUGAACCCCGAGUGUCCCCCGGCAUCAGGCCGGGCGCAGGAAGUGGGUGGCCUAGCCCCCCAGGGACGGACGCACCACUGCCCAAACCCUCCAGGGACCAUUCCCUGUACCAGCCUCAGCUGUCCCUGAGCUCCAGCAGGUCAUUUGAGAGCAGCCAGGAUGGCGCUGGUGGCCGCGGUGACGAGAAGCCGGCUGGGCUUUGGACUACCUCCUCCCCGCGGGUGAGCCCUGGCCUUUCUUCCCCAGGCCCAGAGAAUGGGGCCAUGGUAGGGCCCCCUCCGCCCAGGACCUCCUCUUUCUUAGCCCCCUUGGCCCAGAGCUGCCCCAGCCAAGGAGCUCUUCCAAGAACAAACUCGGGGGUGGGCAGCGAGGUUUCAGGCCCGAUGCCCAAAGCCACGGUGGACCCUCAAGUCUGGUUCCAAGAUGGACCCAAAUCUUACCUUUCUAGUUCUGCCUCAUCAUCCUCACCAGCCAGCGUGGACAGUAUGCCGUCGGGUGUGGCCCCUGGGCUGGGUCCCAAGCCAGUCUGCACAGACCCUGGCGUUGGUCCCAAGCUCAGCCCCACCAGCCUUGUCCACCCAGUGAUGUCCACCCCGCCCGAGUUAUCUUGUAAAGAAGGUCCCCCUGGCUGGUCGUCGGAUGGCAGCCUGGGGCCUGCGCUCCCGGAGAGCCCCAGCCCCCCCAGGGUGAGGCUGCCCUGCCAGACCCUCGUCCCAGGCCCCGAGCUCGGGCCCUCCGCUGCCGAAUUGAAAUUAGAAGCCCUAACCCAACGUCUGGAGCGAGAAAUGGACGCGCACCCGAAGGCCGAUUAUUUUGGAGCCUGCAUGAAGUGCAGCAAAGGUGUGUUUGGGGCUGGCCAGGCCUGCCAGGCCAUGGGGAACCUCUACCACGACGCGUGUUUCACCUGCGCAGCCUGCAGCCGGAAGCUGAGAGGAAAAGCCUUUUAUUUUGUCAAUGGCAAAGUGUUUUGUGAGGAAGACUUCCUGUACUCUGGGUUCCAGCAGUCUGCUGACAGGUGUUUUCUUUGUGGGCAUCUGAUCAUGGACAUGAUCCUGCAGGCCCUCGGGAAGUCCUACCACCCUGGCUGCUUCCGCUGCGUCAUCUGUAACGAGUGUUUGGACGGGGUGCCCUUCACCGUGGACUCCGAGAAUAAGAUCUACUGCGUUCGAGAUUACCACAAAGUGCUGGCCCCCAAGUGUGCAGCCUGCGGGCUUCCCAUCCUUCCACCGGAGGGCUCAGAUGAGACCAUCCGCGUCGUGUCCAUGGACAGAGACUACCAUGUGGAGUGCUACCACUGUGAGGACUGCGGUCUGGAGCUCAAUGACGAAGAUGGUCACCGCUGCUACCCGCUGGAGGACCACCUGUUCUGUCACUCCUGCCAUGUCAAGAGGCUGGAGCAGAGCCCCGCGCCUGCAGCUCUUCACCAGCCGCGCUUCUAGCUGGAGCCUCUCGCGGACCUGCCGUGGGAGAGGAGAAGCGCAGUGGAGCAGGACAUCUGCCUGUGACUUCCAGCGGCCCCUGGGAUGGGGUGGGGGGAGGGGGCUUAGGCAGGUAAGUUUCUGCAUAGACGCCACCACUGGUGCCUUUCCUCGAACCAGGGAGCGGAGCCCUGCCUGUCUGGCGUGUGUAUUUUCCAAGUGCCUUUCGCCACCACCGCGCCCUCAUCACAUUACUCAGGAAGACACUCCAGCCACGUGUGGCAUGUGACAGGGGAUCGCAUCCGUGCCACCAGAAGCACCCACCGUCCAGCCCCUCUCGGAAGGAAAGAGUCACCCUGAGCGUGUUUCACAAUAUCCUCUGAAGAGAGACCUCAGUGGCCAAUACGUUUAGCCUUUUCCUGUCCCUAGGGAAAACACCCACACCCGGACACUACCCCACCACGUACACGUACACAACGUGAUUUAAGACUGUGCCCAGACACAUGUGCGCGCACGCGCGUGCAUACACACACACAGAGCAUUAUUUAAGACUUCCUUCCACCCCAGAGACUCAGUUCUCCUGUCAGCUGGCUGCACACUUAAUUGCAUUAUGGCAAGAGGGAAGCUCUCACGCAUGCCCUGUAUCUUGGGGAGGAUUUGGUGGCUAAACCAGAGCCGAGGUUUGAAAUGAACGAGCCAGGCAGGGUUUCCUCCUGGUACACUGACCGUGUUUGGUGCGGCCCUGCAGAUCUUCAGUCCCUUAAAGGCAGCUGGGAGCCCAAUGGAGAUUUGCCCUGUUCUAGCCAAGUGUGCUUUGGGACAAGGACUUGGUGCAGGCACCAGGCCUCCUUUGCCCAGCUGCUGGCCCUGUUUCUUUCUGGAGCUCUUGAGAGUCCAUGACUCCUGAGUCGCUUCCACAAGGGCAGGUCUCAGGAUCCCCCCAACGUGGGGACAUGGGGUUUGGGCCGUCCUGCCCCCCUGCUGAGAGCUAGCCCCCCCCCCGCCCUUCCCCAUGGGGAGAGUUAGUGUGUGGGAGAGCUCUCUGAGCAGCCCAGGAAGGGGGUGCCUCAGGAUAGAUGAGUGUGUUCACCUCGCACAUCUCUCCCUCACCCAGUUCUUGGCACAGGCGUGACGUGGGACGAGACCCGUAUAAGGUACCCUGCUCUUGUCUGGUGUUUCUCCUUGUUUUUAAUCGUCUCUCCUCCCCACCCCACUCUCAGUCUUCCACACACACAAAAUACCUCACAGAUAAGAGCUUCACCAAACCGCAGCUAAGGAGGCACUCGGCCGUGGCACUCACCUCACACGCCUCCGCUGGGGCUUGCCAAGUCUCUGCGUCCACGUGGGCCAGAUACCGGCUGCUCAGGGCACGGGCAUCUCAACUAAAGGCUGGCUGGCAGUGGGUCAGCUCGACUGUGGGGGGUUAUGCCGGAUGCAGUUCAUCGGGCUGGUGCCCUAGGGAGUGGGAGGGCCACGCAAGAGUUCAAGGCCACCUGUGCACUCAGGAAGCACAGUUGGCCCUGCGUGUCACACACUCCUGAGCCCAGACGUCCCUAUUCCCAGUAUUUCAGUGAAAAGGUGGUGUAAAAAAAAUUUAAAAAGCCGGCUGGCAUUUGCCCUCUCAGCCCUUGGGGAGGGCCUGCUGGAGCGCAGGGGCCAACUCAGUGCUGCGGCAGCCUGGGACUACCCGCCGGCGUCUGCCCUUCGCCACCUCACCUCACCCCCAGGGCAGCGGGGGCCACAGAGGGCGGGCGGUGGAGCCCAAGGCACGUGGGACUCGCAGGCUUGUCAGCGCGCCGGGAUCCCAGCUUGAAGCUGCAUUUUCAUUCGUUUGGUAGCAGCUGCUCUAAGACGCACAGAAUUGGCCCCAUGCGUUGUCUCCUGCUAUUCAGUCCGUUAGAUGGCCCGAUGUCACUUCAGCCCAGGCCGCGGGCUUUCAUUGAUUCCGUGGCACAGGCCAAGCCUCCAGAAGCCCGUGGAUGCAUGGGCCUGGGGGAGUGAACCCUGAGGCUGAACCCCUCUCUUCCCAGAGUUGCCAGCUCGGCUCUGGCAAGGCUGGGGGGCCGUCGUCACUUGGCUCUGCCAACCUAGGAACGUUUCUGGCCUUGCUGUCACACCUUGGCUUCACGUGCAAAUCCAGCAAAAGUGCAGAAAAUUGCCUGAGUGCAGCUGUCAGAAGUAGCGCUUUGUUUGCAAAUUGGGUAACUAAAUAGUUUUUUUAAAUAUCUGUGAUUAAUUUUUUAAAUGAUACCUUUUAAGUGGCCUUGGUGAAAGUGAUUCAGAGAUCAGCACACAUGGUGUUUUCUACUGUUUGAGGAAAAAACAAUAAGAGAAUUUCCAGAAGCCCGAGAAAUUAGAGUGGUGAGCUGUAGUAAUCUCACGCCUGUUCUGUUUCUCGGGCUGUGGGGCUAAAGCCACGAGGAGAAGUUCACCUGCGUGGUAUUUUAGGCAUUCUAGAAGCUGUUAGCCUAACAGAAUUGUAAUGGGGUUGUAUUUAUAGGCUCCUAGGAAGGAUACACAAGAACCCCGUAGACCAGGAUGAAUUUGUUUAUUUUAAAAGGUAAAGCGGAUAGCCCUUCCUGAGUUCCCUAGAUAGCUCUCGGACUUUAGAUAAACAAGGAGAAUUAAGGUCUGAUGGCAGACCCCAAGGCCAGCCUCCAGCCUUCUGUUCCCACCUCAGUUGGCCCACAGUUCCCACCCUCCCCACCCCCGGUUUGGCCUGCCCUUCUCUCUCUCUGAUGUUCUCCCCCCUGCCGCUGGGGAAAGAGUGACACGUUCACCUCCCACCGUGGAAGGGCAUUACAUCCUGUCUGGGUCAUUGCCCAGACACGGCAACAGAACUUCCCACUUCUCCGUGAUCGGUGCUCAAGUGAGAGCCUCUUUCGGCCAAGUCCAAAGGUGAGACCACCAACCCCGUGUGCAGGACUUGACCCCACACCAGCCUUGUUGCGGGAUGCUCUUGUUCCAACUCUGUCUGCCAGGAAACCCGAGUUCUUUGCAGUCUCCUACAUGCCAGGAGUCAGUUCUCGUUUCCGGUCAUUUGAAGUCAAUCUUAAAAGGAAUAGAAUACAAUAAGUAAAAUAUAUUAGCUAUCGUUCUGAGUCGGAACUGGAUAGAUGUGGGAAAUUUCCGUAUAGUGUGUGAAAAGUUCACCAUGCAGGGAAAUUUGUUUUCCUCUGUAUCUCUUCUUUUCCUAUACAAAUUAUUCAAAAUCAUACUGUUCCUGUAAAAUUCUUCCAAAUAUUGUUACUACAAAAUUACUCAGAAUUGUACUGUUACUAUAAAAUUACUCAAAAUAUCAUGCCAAUAAACUGCAUCAAUUUGUAGACGAUUAAAAUGCUUUCCA
Molecule: messenger RNA, 5917 nt
Organism: Enhydra lutris kenyoni (northern sea otter)
Lineage: Eukaryota; Metazoa; Chordata; Mammalia; Carnivora; Mustelidae
Gene: LIMD1
Product: LIM domains containing 1
Exons: 8
Coding region: 580-2592 (670 amino acids)
Biological process (GO): regulation of DNA-templated transcription; cytoskeleton organization; response to hypoxia
Cellular component (GO): adherens junction; transcription regulator complex; P-body
Molecular function (GO): transcription corepressor activity
Source: RefSeq, a predicted model, not a curated record